Grammomys surdaster is the source of this 2928-nucleotide messenger RNA. RefSeq names its product zinc finger protein 431-like. NCBI's taxonomy places the organism in Eukaryota, Metazoa, Chordata, Mammalia, Rodentia, Muridae. The transcript is spliced from 7 exons. Gene Ontology annotation, biological process: regulation of transcription by RNA polymerase II. The coding region runs from base 5 to 1567 and encodes 520 amino acids. Gene Ontology annotation, molecular function: DNA-binding transcription factor activity; RNA polymerase II cis-regulatory region sequence-specific DNA binding. The record is from RefSeq and is a predicted model, not a curated record.
UGUCAUGCUGGAGACCUACAGGAACCUCAGUGCUAUAGGAUUUAAUUGGGAAGACCAAAAUUUUGAAGAACAUUGUCAAAGACCUAGAAGACUCAGAAGGCAUGAAAGAAGUCAGAGUGCAGAGAAACCCUCUGAAUAUUCACAAUGUGGUAAAGCCAUUGCUUUACAUGCUCACAGUCCUGCUCAAAGGCUUGAAAGUUUUUAUACAGAAAAGACACCUCAUGAAGAUGUUCAGUGUGUGGAAGCCUUUGCACCUUACACAAGUCUCCAGAUAAGUAAAAGAACACAAAUUGCACAGAAACCCUAUGAAUGUAAUCAAUGUGGUAAAGCUUUUGCAAAACACAGUCAUCUUAAAAGUCAUGAAAGAAAUCAUACUGGAGCAAAACCCUAUAUAUUUAAUCAAUGUGAGAAAGCCUUUUCCCAACAUCUUAGUCUCCAAAGGCAUAAAAGGAUUCAUACUGGAGAGAAACCCUACAAAUGUGAUGAAUGUUAUAAAUCUUUUUCACGACGAGAUAGGCUCUUAAAACAUAAAAGAACUCAUACAGGAGAGAAACCCUACAAAUGUAAUCAAUGUCAUAAAUCCUUUUCCGAAAACAAUAGUCUUAAAAUUCAUAAAAGAAUUCAUACUGGAGAGAAACCCUACAAAUGUGAUCAAUGUCGUAAAGCUUUUUCCCAAAAAUGUAGUCUUCAAAUACAUAAAAGAAUUCAUACUGGAGAGAGACCAUACAAAUGUGAUCAGUGUGAUAUAGCCUUCUCAGGACACAGUAGACUCCAGAUGCAUAAAAGAAUUCAUACUGGAGAGAAACUCUACAAAUGUAAUGAAUGUGAUAAAGCCUUUUCCCGACACUGUUAUCUCAAGAUUCAUAAAAGAAUUCAUACUGGAGAGAGACCCUAUAAAUGUAAUCAAUGUGAUAAAGCCUUUUCUCAAAAUGGUACUCUUAAAAGGCAUAAAAAAAUACAUACUAGAGAGAUAGCCUUCAAAUGUAAUCAAUGUGAUAAAGCCUUUUCCCGAUACUGUUAUCUCCAGAAGCAUAAAAGAACACAUACAGGAGAGAAACCCUACAAAUGUAAUCAAUGUGAUAAAGCCUUUUCCCGACAGUGUUAUCUCCGGAACCAUAACAGAAUACAUACAGGAGAGAAACCCUACAAAUGUAAUCAAUGUGAUAAAGCCUUUUCCCAAUACUGUAACCUCCAGAAGCAUAAAAGAACACAUACAGGAGAGAAACCCUACAAAUGUAAUCAAUGUCAUAAAUCCUUUUCCGAAAACAGUAGUCUUCAAAUACAUAAAAGAAUUCAUACAGGAGAGAGACCUUACAAAUGUAAUCACUGUGAUAAAGCCUUUUCCCAAAAAAGUAGUCUUGAAAUACAUAAAAGAACACAUACAGGAGAGAAACCCUACAAAUGUAAUCAAUGUGAUAAAGCCUUUUCUCAAAAAUGUAGUCUUCGAAUACAUAAAAGAAUUCAUACAGGAGAGAGACCCUACAAAUGUAAUGAAUGUGAUAAAGUAUUUUCACGACACAUUAGACUCCAGAUGCAUAAAAGAAUUCAUACUGGAGAAGAACUCUAGAAAUGUAAUCACUGUGGUAAAGCCUUCUUACAUCCCUGAAGUCUUCACAUUCAUGAAAGGAUUCAUACUGGAGAGAAAUUUUACAAAUGUAAUCAAGGUCACAAAGCCUUUUACUAACAUACUAAACUACAAAUUCAUGAAAGAAUUCAUACUGGAGCGAAACCCUACAACUGUAAUGAAUUAUAUGAAUCCUUUUCACUACAAGGUAAUCUCAAGAAACAUGAAAAACCUCAUACUGGAGAGAAACCCUACAAAAGUAAUCACAGUGACAUAUUUUCUCCAUCAAGGGAACAUUUCCUAAAUCUCUCCAAAUGACACUACCAACAGAGAAGGAUUAAUUACUCUGCAUUCAAGUCUAUCUGCUUGCUUUCUGUUUCAUGAGCCAGUUCAUGAUGAAGAAAAACUCUGUGGGUGAUCUUCCUGGACCCUGUUCACUGCCCUGCUGGACGGGAAACACUGGACUUGCAUGUUUUUACCAAACCUCCCACCUCAUUUGUCAUUAUUGGGAAUAUAUAUUAGAGAAAUGUAAAAAGGCUGUGACGACACCACUUUCAAAGUUCCUGGACUUGAAUCCUGGGCAUUGCAACUCUAUUCUGUGUGCCUUCAGCACACUGUAACCCUAAGGAAAGUGCUCUUGUCAUGAGCUGGAAAGAACUCCAAUAUUAAGCUGUGCUGAGAAGAGUAGAACCGAUGAUGUAAGAGAUUUUUCAAAGCUCAGGAAAUUCUCUUUUAGGUUCCAGGCAAGAGGGCCCUGAACUGCAGAAAAGUGGCAGCUUAUAUAGCCCAAGAAGUCCCAGCCCCCGGAUCCUGGAUGGUCAGUCAGUGCUCGGAACAUGGUGUGUCUAAUCUGGAUUGGUCCCUGGCAUAAGCCUAAAUUAGCAUAAGAGGCGCGUGUGCGGCUCGAGGAUGCGCACUAGUAUCCAGGCCUUCUGUGAGGAACCCGGAAGCAGUCGCCGUCGCCAUCUCGUUAUGGCGAUUGCGGCUCCCAACAAAAACCCAUUACAGAGUCAGAGCCCCGUUGAAUAGACUGGAUGAGUUCAUUGCUUGAAGCUAUGAGGAGGAAGCCUCAGUUGCGUUUUCAGACCAUAAGAUGUUGAGAUACCCAACAAUUGAGACAUCUGCUGUGGAGAGCUGCAUAUCCAGAGUGGAAGUAACCAAACCAAGAGAUGUAUGAGAAGCUGCCCCUUAAAAUUGAAGCCACUGGUAUCUGAGUCAGAGCUGUAGAGUUUGCUGUUUUUCCUGCUGGCUUCUUGCCUUGCUCCAAUCGUCCCUAUGUAAUCACCGAUUCCUGUCUAUUUGAAUGGGAAGUGAUAUUCUGUGCCAUUGUAUGUUGUAAAGAUAAAACUUGUUUUCUGAUUUUA